Messenger RNA from Tachyglossus aculeatus (Australian echidna), 2088 nucleotides. RefSeq names its product maestro heat-like repeat family member 5. The transcript is spliced from 15 exons. The record is from RefSeq and is a predicted model, not a curated record. Lineage: Eukaryota; Metazoa; Chordata; Mammalia; Monotremata; Tachyglossidae. The coding region runs from base 1 to 2088 and encodes 695 amino acids. Gene Ontology annotation, cellular component: cytoplasm.
AUGUCGCCGGCCCACACUGCCGGGCGGGAAGCGGGGACGUGUCGGUGUCGGUGUCGGUGUCGGCGGGCCCCUCGGACACGCUCGGCCCUCUUCCGGGCCACGGCCCCUCACCCCGCGGGCCGGGCCGGGCCACGGCUACCUGGCCUCGGCCUAGCCCGCACCCGGCUUCCGCUGACACCGCGUCUCCUAGCAACCAACGUGGCGGCUGACGGCGGGCGGGCAGGAAACCAGAGGCCCCGAGCCCCCCUUCUCCCUCUUCCUCCCUCCGCCGGCCUCGUGCCCUCGCGCACGCCUGCGCCCACGUCCCCUCAGGCGCUCCCCGUCAGGCUGGAAGGAGACGGGCCCGGCCCCCUUCGCCAGCACUUCCUCUCUCCUGCUCUGUGGACUGGAGCCAGACUAGCAGACCUGGGCCUGGGAGGCGGUGGGGCCUUCACCGCUUUGCUGCUUGGGGCCCAGACGGCCGGGCUGGGCAGGGCAGCCGACUUGGCAAGGAGCGUGUUGGAGCACCACAUCUCCUCCGACCCCCAGGCUGGGAAGACCCUCUUCAAGGAAGCCCUGGCCCUGCUGGCCUGUCACCACACUCGGGAGACAGUGCAGGUCUUCCUCGAGUACUCAAUGCCUCUGAAGAGGCAGGUCCUUGAGGUUUGGAAAUCUGUCGGGGCGGAUGCUUCCAUCGCCUCCUGCAUGAUGCGGGAACUGCUCCGUAGAGUGUUGGUACGACCUCUACCUGAGGAGAGCAACGGGACAGAGUGGGAGAGGCACAGCCGAGGCUCCAUCGGGGCUGUGAACACGCUAUAUGAGCUUCUCUUUGCUGUGGAGUACUCGGAGGCUGUGGCUCAACUCCUCCCCCAGCUCUUCCUGGCCUUCAUCAUCCAGAUCCAGUAUGUGCUGGAGCUGGGCCUGGUGGGGGAACGAGUGCUCUUGGCCGUGGAGCCCACCAUCCCCUCUGCCCUCAGUCCCUGGAGGACGGCCCUGGAGGCCCUGAGGGGGCUUCUGUACACCAGAGGAUAUUGGCAGAGCUUCAUAGCCAUGGAGUUGCAGGAUGGCUGGCACCUCUUCUCAUCCCUCAACAACUUCCAGGAGGCCGUGGCCCUUCUGGCCAGGACCCUGGUCCAGAGCAGGUGCAGGAUGGUGGCCGACCUCCUGCCAAUCGUGGCCAGCUCUUUGCAGGAGAAAGACCCGCAGGGCCGAAGUGUGGCCAUGGGGCUGCUGGCCGAGUUGAUCUGGACCCCCGGCCUGAAGACUGUCCUGGAUCCCAAGGUCGUGCGGUUAAUCUUCCGGGACGGCCUAAAGGACCCCGAUCCCGUGGUGCGAGUCAUCAGCCUGCAGGCCCUCACCAGCCUGCCCCUCAACCACGGCAAGCACCCACUGCUCCUUGCUCAGCUCCCCUUCCUCCUGGAGGGCAUCACCCAGAAGGACCAGGAGGGGCUCCUAGUGGCCAUGGACGCGGCUACUCUCAGCGUCCGCAGCCUGGGCAGUCGGGGACUCGGCCACCUCCUUAAGGAUAUCGUCCUCAUGCUGAACCCGUUCUUUGACGACGAGAGACCCCAGGUGCGGGUGGCAGCCCUGGAGCUGCUGGAAGCCGUGGCCUGCAGCUGUGUGACGGUUCCAAAAUCCCGUCUCCGUCAGAAGCUGAUCUGCUGCCUCCUCCCCAUCCUCUUCCACCUGAAGGACGAGCACCCGACAGUGGCCAAAAAAGCCAGAUAUACAUUCUUCAGGCUGGCCCAGAGUAUCGGCGGGAGGGACUCCAGAGUCCUCGGAUGGAUGUUGAGGUGGGAAGAGAGGGAGAGCAGGGCCUAUGGUACCAUCUGGAGGGCCUUGAUGAAGAGCUUUGGGGACUUCCUUCCCAUUUUCUUGUCCCAAGCUCUGGCCUAUACCAACUGCAUCCAACCAGAUGUGAAAUUUGCGGCCGUUGUCUUCCUCGUACACACCAUCACUCUCUAUCCCGCAAGCCCGCUGCUCUCCUACAAGACGUAUAAAAUCAUUUUCCAGAGCUUUCCCAUCUCCGCAGCCCUGGAAAUUGAAGCUCUGAAAAACGACUCCUCGUCCAAGAUCCGCAGAUUCCUGAACACCUACGAACGGAGAUAG